Molecule: messenger RNA, 1516 nt
Organism: Orbicella faveolata
Lineage: Eukaryota; Metazoa; Cnidaria; Anthozoa; Scleractinia; Merulinidae
Product: proliferation-associated protein 2G4-like
Source: RefSeq, a predicted model, not a curated record
UCUUCCACAGCACGUGCCGCCAUCUUUGAAUGGUUUUUCGUUCAUUUGUACAAACAUUUUUUUGUUAAAAUGGCAGAUAAAGGAAACGAUUCUGCAGAAGAGGAAGAUCCUACCAUUGCUGAAGAUGUGGUCGUCACGAAGUACAAAAUGGCAGGCGACAUGGCUAACCGUGUUUUGAAGAAACUAAUAGAUGCUGCAACUGAAGAAACUACAGCACGGACAUUAUGCCAAAUGGGAGAUAAUCUUAUUGAAGAGGAAACGAGCAAAGUUUACAAGAAAGAAAAAGAACUGAAGAAAGGUAUUGCUUUCCCAACGUGUAUCUCAGUGAACAAUUGCGUUUGCCAUUUUUCACCGCUUUUGAGUGAACCUGAUAUCACACUUAAUGAUGGAGACCUUGUAAAAAUAGACCUCGGCGUUCAUAUUGACGGCUAUAUUGCAGUAGUAGGACACACAAUUGUUGUUGGUGCUUCAAAAGACAAUAAAGUAACAGGCCGAAAAGCUGAUGUUCUUCAAGCUGCAUACUUAGCAUCUGAAGUAGCACAAAGACUGGUGAAAGCCGGUAAUGAGAACUACACGGUUACAGAUCAUAUACAGAAAGUAGCAGAGGCAUUUCAAUGCAAGCCGGUUGAAGGUAUGUUAUCCCAUGAACUGAAAAGAAAUAUCAUAGAUGGCGAGAAGGCAAUCAUACAGAAUCCCACAGAGCAACAAAGGAAAGACCAUACCAAGUGUGAAUUUUCUGUACAUGACGUUUUUGCUGUCGAUCUCCUCAUAAGUACUGGAGAAGGCAAAACUAAAGAAAAGGAUACACGCACAACGGUGUACAAGAAAACUGAGAACAAUUACAGCUUGAAAAUGAAGGCUUCUAGAGUUUUUUUCAGUGAGGUUACUAAUAAAUUCACUGCCAUGCCAUUUACACUAAGAGCGUUUGAGGAUGAGAAAAAGGCAAGAAUGGGUGUUGUGGAAUGCGUUAAACACAGUCUUCUAGAACCUUUCAAUGUUCUUUGGGAAAAAGAAGGUGAAUAUGUAGCGCAGUUCAAAUUCACAUUGUUACUUAUGCCAAAUGGACCAAUCAGGAUAACGCAAGGACCUUUUGAUCCAGAAGUAAUACAUUCAGAACAUUCAAUAAAGGAUCCAGAUAUAAAGGCCAUCCUAGCAACAUCAGCUAGUAGGAAAACUCAAAAACGAAAGAAAAAGAAGGCAUCUAAUAAAGCAAGUGAUGCUGUGGCAGCAGAGAGUAAGAAUGGCGAAGAUGUGGACGAAUGAACUUUGGCUAACCCUGCUUGUUGUUCUUGUACUGCUAUGUUAUAUUGUCCUUUCACAAUCUCUAGUCUCUCACCUUGUGGAACAAGAUUUGAUCACCAGUAACAUUGCCAGCGUCAGAUCUAUGUCAAGCACAGUCUGUUCACAAUGCCAAGAUGAUACUGUUGUUUUACUAUAGCCAUGCUAGUGGCUGGUUGAAUAUGUACCAGAAAAAAGUCAGAUCAAAUAAAAAUGUUUCCCUUGGUGAUGGAAAAUA